UGAGGCCAGUGGGAACACCCAGAGUACGAGUGGCCCAUCAGACACCCCCCACACGCCCUGUGUCCAGAUGAGGGGCCAGGCCCUCAGAUACCGCAGCAUCCACACCCAGCUGAUGGAGAUGGUGCUGACCUUGCGGCAGACUGUGGAGGAUCACAUCACGCGGCUGACGACCAGACCUCAGCGGCAGGACCUGGCGCUGGAGGAGCAGUGGCACGGCCAGGCCAUCAGGGAGCAGGAGGCGCUCCUGGGUCGCUUAUUGUUCCAGAUCGUCAGCUUCCUGCCAGCUGGGGCCCCAGGCGACCAGAGCGCCCAACUGCCUCGCACGUCCACGGACUCCAGGGGUGAUGUCGGAGGUGGGCAGCCGGUCCAAGCAAACAGGCACACUGGCCAGAUGCUCUACCAAGAGAGUGGUUUUGAAAAUACAGUGAUCAGCUAUGACCUGUCCAACCGUGGGAUUGACAUCUCGGCCUUAUACCGCUUGAGAUUCCGGGACUAUGACACCUACCAAGGAAACAAAUACCACAAGGACAAGAACACCUUGGGCUACAUCAACCUUGGUACCAGUGAGAACAAGCUCUGUACUGAUCUUCUGGCUGAGAGGUUGAGUCAGAGUGACAUGACCUACAUUGAUGAAGACCUACUGCAGUACGCUGAUUGGAGAGGGCAACCAUUCCUGCGGAAAGAAGUGGCCCGGUUCCUGACCUUCUACUGUAAGACACCUGAGCCCCUUGACCCAGAAAAUGUGGUCAUUCUAAACGGCUGCUCCGCUGUCUGCUCUGCUCUGGCCAUGGUUCUGUGUGAUCCAGGUGAGGCCUUUCUAGUCCCCACCCCCUCCCAUGGGGGCUUCGCCUUUAGUACCCACCUGUAUGCAAAAGUCAAGCUGGUUCCUGUCCACCUGGAGAGUCAGGUCACUGAGGCAAACGACUAUCCUUUCCAGCUCACUGUGGAUAAGCUGGAGCAAGCCCUACUCAGGGCUAGGAUUGAGGGGAAAAAGGUCAGAGGUCUUGUGCUAAUCAACCCUCAGAAUCCUCUGGGAGACGUCUACUCCCAAGACUCCAUGAUGGAAUAUCUGGAAUUCGCCAAGAAGUACAACCUCCACGUGAUUGUAGAUGAGAUGUACAUGCUCUCGGUGUUUGAUGAAGCCAUCACAUUCCGCAGUGUUCUGAGCAUGAAGAGUUUGCCUGACCCCAACAAGACCCACGUGAUCUGGGGCGUCAGUAAGGAUUUCUGCAUCUCUGGCUUCCGCUUUGGUGCCCUGUACACCCACAACAGGGAGGUGGCCUCUGCCAUGAGCUGCUUCGGCUACCUCCACAGCAUCUCUGGCAUCACCCAGUACAAGCUGCGUCAGCUGCUUCAGGACAGAGAAUGGAUUGACAAUAUAUACCUGCCCAGUUAUCACUUCCGGCUGCAGGAGGCUCACAAGUAUGUCACUCACAAGCUAAAGGCAUUGAAGGUCCCUUUUCUCAAUCGUGGCUCCGGCCUCUAUGUCUGGAUCAACUUGAAACAGUACCUGGACCCGUGCACGUUUGACAAAGAGCUGCUCCUCCAUCGCCGCUUCCUGGACCACAGGCUGAUCUUGUCCCCGGGCAAGACCUUCAUGUGUAAGGAGCCUGGCUGGUUCCGCCUCGUCUUUGCAGCCAGGCCCCACCUGCUAAGAAGCGCCAUGCGUCGGUUCCAGCAGGUGCUAGCAGAGCAGGCGCAGGAGUGCAGAGUGAAGCAGCUGGAGGAUGCAAUCAAGGAGGAAGUGUCUGCCUCCCAGCCAGAGGCUCCAGCCAGUCCCGCUCUCAGGAAGUCCUGAUGUCAGCCUCGGAUCUGGAAGGCUGGCCGCUGGCCUGGAGCUGUGACCAAACAGUGGGCUCCUCCGGGCAUGAGUGCGUUUGACCCACCAUCAAUCAGCCCGCUUAAGCAUCUGUCAUUUUGGAAGCUUUACAUCUUCUUAGUCUCUAGGAGCCAUUGUGUAUGUGCAAAA
Molecule: messenger RNA, 1969 nt
Organism: Capra hircus (goat)
Lineage: Eukaryota; Metazoa; Chordata; Mammalia; Artiodactyla; Bovidae
Gene: ACCSL
Product: 1-aminocyclopropane-1-carboxylate synthase homolog (inactive) like
Exons: 14
Coding region: 68-1798 (576 amino acids)
Biological process (GO): amino acid metabolic process; biosynthetic process
Molecular function (GO): transaminase activity; pyridoxal phosphate binding
Source: RefSeq, a predicted model, not a curated record